UCAGAGAACUCUUUUUUAUGGCUCUGCUCCCUAUAAAACACACUCAACUUCCUCUUGGCCCCACUGAGAAGCAUAGGCUGUCAAAACAGACAACUUCAUCUAACGGGUUUUUUAAAUUAAUGGACGGUUCUCCAAAAGUACAAGAAGAUGCCUGGAGUGCUGUGGAAGAGUGUCAGCAGAUGGAAGGAGUAUUCCACAGCCACCUGGAUGAAAAGGUGCGGCCUUACAUAGACCUGAUUGACUCCCUCAGAGUGAUCGGCAUUGAGAAAGACCUGGCCUUGCCCGCCAUCGCUGUGAUUGGAGACCAGAGCUCUGGCAAGAGCUCUGUACUGGAGGCCCUGUCUGGGGUGGCACUGCCCAGAGGGACCGGAAUUGUGACCCGCUGUCCUCUUGAGCUAAAGCUGAGGAAGCUGAGAGGAGGAAUCCACUGGAGGGCCUCCAUCUCCUACAGAGACGAGUUCAUCCAGUUUGAUGACCCAUCACUGGUGGAAGGCUAUGUGGCUGAGGCGCAGGACAAGCUGGCUGGAGUAGGGGUGGGAAUCAGUGAUGAGCUGAUCACUUUGGAGAUCAGCUCUCCUGAUGUGUGUGAUCUCACCCUCAUUGAUCUACCUGGAAUUGCCAGGGUUCCUGUUAAAGGUCAACCAGAUGACAUCGGGGAUCAGAUUAAAAGUCUCAUCCUGAAUUUAAUUAAUAAGACUGAAACCAUUAUUUUAGUUGUGGUUCCAUGUAAUGUUGACAUAGCAACAACAGAAGCUUUGAAGAUGGCACAGGAAGUUGAUCCUGAGGGGAAAAGGACUCUGGCAAUCCUGACCAAGCCAGACCUGGUUGAUAAAGGGACAGAGAAGAUUAUUCUUGAUAUUAUUCAAAACCAAGUGAUCCCUCUCAGCAAGGGCUACAUCAUUGUGAAGUGCCGUGGCCAGAAGCAGAUCGAUGCCAGGAUCUCCCUGUCUGAUGCCACCAGAAUGGAGAGAGAUUUCUUUAGGCACCAUGAGUACUUCAGUGGCCUUCUGUAUGAGGAGAAAGCCACCACACAGUGUCUUGCCACAAAACUGACUCAGGACCUUGUUGACCACAUCAAAAAAUCCCUUCCUCUCAUAUCUGAGCAAAUUAAGAAACAGCUGUGGGACACCAAGAAAGAGCUGAGUCUGUGUUUGAGUGGGCCACCUCUGGAACCUCAAGAGAGGAAGAGCUACCUCAUCGAUAUACUAACACAGUUCAACGGCAUAAUAAACCGGUUGUCCACAGGGGAGGUUGUCCAACAUGACAACCUAUUCAUCCAGCUGCGAUCUGAAUUUGAAAAGUGGAAAGAACACCUGGAUGGCAGCAAAGAAACAUUUCACAGAACAGUGCAGGAAGUUGUAAUGGAGUACGAUCUGAAACACAGAAGGCGUGAGCUGGCAGGGUUUAACAACUACAGCGUGUUUGAGAUGGUCGUCCAGAGGCUGGUGGUGGAGCUGAAGAGGCCAGCCAUAAACACGAUGAAGAUCAUCCGUGAUAUGGUCCAGCAGCAGUUUACCGACGUGGCUAAAACCUCCUUCAUGAAUUAUCCUUUUCUUCAGUGUGUUUCAUUGAACAAGAUAGAUAACAUCCAAUCAACACAGGAGUCCCUGGUACAGGAGAGGAUCUUGGAACAAUUUGAAAUGGAGCAGCUAGUGUACACACAGGACGGCAUCUACUACAAAAGCCUGAAUGAAUGCAAGGCUGCAGGCGGGGAGAAGGCUUCUGAUGAUAACUGUGCAGACUGGGAUAGCAGGUCCAACUACCCAGACAUGCUCAAAGCCUACUAUGAGAUUGUUGUCCAGCGGCUGGCUGACCAGGUGCCGAUGCUGAUCCGCUACUUCCUGCUGAAGGAGUCGGGCCGGAUGUUGUGCAGGGAGAUGCUUAACCUGAUGGAUGGAAGUAAUGUAAAUGAGAUCCUGCGCGAGGAGUCGGAAGUCAGCCGCAAGAGGAUCGACAUGCAGAACCGCCUGGAGCGCCUCACGCUGGCCCAGAAAAAGAUCAGCAAUUUCUUCUGAGGCAGAGAAAGAAUGGCACUGGAUUCCCAUGCCUUCAUUUCUAGAAUGUGUGUAAAUCUGGGCAUGUGCUUAUCUCCCGCACUAGCUUCAUGAUUUAUCAAUUUUGUACAUAAUGUGGAAAAAAUAAGACAAUGCAUACUGGCUGAAAAAUGACAAUACAAGUCACAGAUAUUUUAAUUUGCUUAAUCAAAAUGUGAAAAAUAAAAUUGAGUUAAAUUUAGUCGUUCUUAUUGUAAUGGUUUACAAAUGCACGAGUAUGGGCUAAUUUGCUGUUAUACCAAGUAUCAAAGUCCUGGGGCCUGCUGCAAAAACAAUUACCAACUAAACACACAUAGGCUCAGGGUGUGUUUGUGCAAGAAGAGUAACUGACUGUGUUUGAUAAGGAAAUUCUGCUUCUUGCAUAGCCACUAAUAUGAUAAAGAAGUUUAUUUUUUCCCCUGCUAAUUAUCUUCCCCCGUAAGAAGGGUAUAUCGGCGAACUGUGGUACAGUAUAUAAUCUUCUGUGCUCGAUGAACUUGCCUUGUCAAAGGUAUAGUUCCCUGAUGGCCAUUGGAAUAAUUUAUUUGCCAAAGAAUCAUUUUUCAGAUCUGGUCAUUGUUUUUUUGGCAAUUGCCAGAGUUCGUUUCAUGCACAGUAAAAUGUUCAGUAGAGACCAUACAGUAUGUACUCUGUAAGAGUUGUUUGAACAGUGAACAUUUUACUGUGUUAUUAUAUCCCCCCAAGGGGACUGCUGUGGUCAGUUAGUUUCAACAUGGACAAUCAGCAAUCAAGAGGUUUGAUGUCACAGUAUUCAAUUUAAAUAGUCAUGUAUUAUCAAUGGAUAUCCCCCUCAAAUGAAGUUUUAUUGUGAACUGUGAUGAAAAGAAGUAAUUUACACAGUAAAAUAAAACCAUUUUUCACAUGUGA
Messenger RNA from Anguilla rostrata (American eel), 2921 nucleotides. RefSeq names its product interferon-induced GTP-binding protein Mx3-like. Gene Ontology annotation, cellular component: microtubule; membrane; nucleus. The transcript is spliced from 14 exons. Gene Ontology annotation, molecular function: GTPase activity; microtubule binding; GTP binding. The coding region runs from base 18 to 2015 and encodes 665 amino acids. NCBI's taxonomy places the organism in Eukaryota, Metazoa, Chordata, Actinopteri, Anguilliformes, Anguillidae. Gene Ontology annotation, biological process: defense response to virus. The record is from RefSeq and is a predicted model, not a curated record.